AAAUAAAGCAGGCGGGUUACGAGCACUGGUUUGGACGUUCAUCGACUUCUAACUUCUGUAUUUCGACGGUAAAAGUUUGAAUUGAUUGGAGGCGGAAUUCGAUGGGUCGACCUCCGAGUAACGGCGGUCCCUCCUUCCGCUUUAAUCCGGUCGAGGUUGGAGAAAUGGAGGCUAUUUUGCAAGCACACAAUUAUACAGUGCCUUCGCGUGAGAUACUUGAGGCUCUUGCUCAACGGUUCAGUAACUCUGCUGAUAGAGCUGGAAAGGUCGAAGUUUCAGGAAAACAGGUUUGGAAUUGGUUCCAAAAUAGGAGAUAUGCUCUGAGAGCAAAGGCCGCUAGGACUUCUGUUCCUGGGGAAGUGAACAUGGCGGGUGUGCCUCGGGAUGACCAAUCUGUAGUAAGAAAUGUGCCGCAGGCUCCUCAACCUCAGGUCUCUCAGCCGCUGCCUACUCCCACAAAUAUGGCAAGAAGUAUGCCUCAGUUUCCUCAACCUCUUCCUGCUCAAUCAGCACAAAAUGCCAGCAGGAGUGUGUCAGAGAAUUCUUUGAUGGAGUUUGAAGCUAAAUCUGCCAGAGAUGGCGCAUGGUAUGAUGUUGCAUCUUUCUUAUCACACAGAUCAUUAGAGAGUGGAGAUCCGGAAGCUAUGGUUCGUUUUGCUGGUUUCGGACAAGAAGAGGAUGAGUGGGUCAAUAUUCGCAAGCACAUCCGACAACGGUCACUUCCGUGUGAAUCAUUAGAAUGUGUAGCAGUUCUUCCGGGAGAUUUGAUACUGUGCUUUCAGGAAGGCAAGGAGCAGGCCCUAUAUUUUGAUGCUCAUGUUCUGGAUGCGCAAAGGCGGAGGCAUGACGUAAGAGGCUGUCGUUGCAGGUUUCUGGUGCGAUAUGAUCACGACCAAUCUGAGGAAAUAGUCCCCCUCAGGAAGAUAUGCCGUCGGCCUGAAACAGAUCACAGGCUACAGCAACUUCAUGCAAUGCCAUUAAAUGUGAAUCAACAGAAAACUGCUAUUGAAGCUCAAGCAGGGAAUGCUUUGAAGCCUGAUGCUGCUGACAGUGCGUUACAGAAACAGCAACCCAAGCAGGAUGAGCGCGCCAAUACUUCAUUGUCAGUGGUGACACCUACUACUACCGUUUCUCCCCCCACCGAGUCUAAGUUACCACCGUCUAAGGCUACCAGUGCUGGAAAUGCAAAUCCUGAUGCAAAUACUGUUGCAGUGAGCACAGCCGGUGGUGGUGCUGCUGCUGCGGUGCCAAGUUUGCCACAGGUGUAGAAUAUUGAUAUAAUUGGGGGUUUAUUUGUCAUUAUCAAGUUGGCAUUUCUGUCUGUAGUUUGAGUUUGAGGUUCUCUGUUGUAGUAAUGUGAAUGAUGAGAAGUGAUAACUACAUCUAUUAUUUCUGGUGUUAUAUUACCAGUAGACUUGCUCA
Molecule: messenger RNA, 1422 nt
Organism: Salvia splendens (bonfire salvia)
Lineage: Eukaryota; Viridiplantae; Streptophyta; Magnoliopsida; Lamiales; Lamiaceae
Product: protein SAWADEE HOMEODOMAIN HOMOLOG 2
Exons: 10
Coding region: 102-1268 (388 amino acids)
Molecular function (GO): chromatin binding; DNA binding
Source: RefSeq, a predicted model, not a curated record